Macrosiphum euphorbiae (potato aphid) is the source of this 948-nucleotide messenger RNA. The record is from the annotation of a GenBank genome assembly. NCBI's taxonomy places the organism in Eukaryota, Metazoa, Arthropoda, Insecta, Hemiptera, Aphididae.
AUGAGGACCGUCGACGGGGUCGUGUAUCCGACCUACGCGGCGGCGGCGGUGGCGCUUGGACUCCUGGAGGAUGACCAAGCCCUGCUAGCGUGCAUGACAGAGUCCGCGGCCGUGGACACUCCCGCACAGCUGCGUUACCUACUGGUGACGAUCCUGCUGUACUGCGAGGCCGCGGAUCCGCUGGCGUUAUACAUGGCAAGCGAGGAAGACCUGAGGCAAGACUUCUUCCACAGCCUGAGAGACGAGGACCGCGCGAGAGCCGCGUGCCUGGACGCCAUCGGGUGGCUGCUGCGGGGUCACGGUAAAACGCUGGCCGACUACGGGUUGCCGAAUCCGGACGUCGCGCUGCUCGAAGAGGACGCGGGAGGAGACGUCUACGCCUUCGUCGACGCAGUGGUGCGUUGGACUCUGCAGUUGGACAACCUCAACGACGAACAGCGGGCGGUUUACGACCGCGUGAUGGCGGCCGUCGACGACAACCGCGACGUCCCGAAAAUGUUCUACGUCGACGGGCCCGGUGGUACUGGGAAAACGACGCUUUACGGCUGCCUAAUAUGGUCGCUCCGCAACAUGGGCAGAUCCGUGUUGUCUGUGGCGUUCACGGGAAUAGCGGCGACGCUCAUGGACGGUGGUAUGACCGUUCACUCGACGUUUGGUUUGCCCUUCGGUACACUCAACGAAGAUUCGACGUCGUCCAUCGCCAUGCAGUCUCUGCGCGCGCAUAGGAUACGGGAGGCGGCACUCAUCGUCUGGGACGAAGCGCCCAUGUCUCCGGGGCUCCAACUGACGGUGGUCGACCGGUUGCUAAAGGACAUAAUGCAAUCGGAACUACCGUUCGGUGGUAAGACGGUUCUAUUCGCAGGUGACUUCAGACAGAUACUGCCGGUGGUCCGCAGGGGGACGAGGGCCGCGAUCGUGGCGGCUUCAAUCAGGCACCACCAUCUGUAG